UCGGAGCGUUUUCAACAUUUUCAUAAGUAUGCUCAAACAUAUAAUAUGCAAUUUGAUGCAUUAUCACAUGAAAUCGAGAGCUAUGGAAUAACAAGAAAAAAUAUUCUUUUGCGAAUCAAGGUCAACACAAAGAACAUUUAUGGGCUACCAUAACGGUUAACUGCUAUGCUUAAUCAAUAUUUUCUGAAACAUUAAUCAUCAGUACACUCAAUACCUAUCAGUGAAUCGGGGUUAGGUCCCGAACACCAGGGAAGGGAGAUGAUGAAAGGAAGUAUUCUAUAGUUGAGUCCCGGAUUAUUUCAGGUUGUUCACGAUCAAUUAUCGACCACGGGUGUGGAUGAAAAUGUUUUUUCGCUCAUAUGAUGAAACUUAUAAAUGUUAAUAAUAAGAUCCAACCAGCGUAAUAAAGCCAAAUACAUUCAGUUGAUAAUGGGAUCCGUUUAGGGUAGAAAUGUUAAUUUCGAGAUCCGAUUCAGGUGCCGCCCUCCGCACCAAUUGCAAUAGUAUAUCCGCUCGGUCGUAGAUCUGAAAAAUAAUAAUCGCCGAAUUCGUUUUAACAGUAGACAAUUGAACGGAUAACGCGACAGAAGUCUAUCGGCGGCGGUGGUGGUGGCGGCGGCGGCGGUGGCUGCGGCGAUGGUGGUGACGGCGGCGGAGUGACGUGUGUGGCAUCAUUCAUGGACGUCAAAGUGGUGUACGUUAACCCGAACGGGACGCUAUCCGUGCUGCCGGACCCCGCGGCGGACGCCGUAUCCUUAUUGCGCCCGUCUUCCGUGUCGUUGGCCGCGGCGUACCUGACGCUCUCGUCCGCGGCCAUCGCGUCCAACGUGAUGGUGCUCAUCGGCAUUGUGACCACGGACAAGCUGCGGUCACCGUACGCCGUGCUGGUGUCCGCGCUGUGCUUGCAAUGCGCCAUGGACGCCGCGGUCGGCCACUACGCCGUGACCAGAGACCUGAUGGUCGGCGGCGGCGGGGGCGGCGCCGUCCUGUGCCGCGGCGUGGCCACCGUCACGGCGGCCCUGUCCACCGUCCAGCUGGUCACGUUCGCCGUGCUCGCGUGCUUCAACGCGUUCGUCCGAGCCGACUACGACGAGCUGCCGCUGCCCGCCGCCGCCACGAUGUGGUCCGCGCCCUCCAUGUACACGUACGUCAUACUCACGCCCACGUUACUCUUUAACGCGCGGUACUUUCCGUCCAGAAGUCGGUGCGGAUUUAUCACGAACACAACUGGAUGGUUUUACCCUACUUUAUUGAUUGUCUUCAGUUUUAUGAUACCGUGGUCGAUAUCGUUUUAUUUCGUAUUUGUAUCACGUCCUUCGACGACUCUUAAAUCUGCCAAUAUUUUACUCACAUCUGCCCAAAGAAAGAAACAAAUCGAUCUCGUUCCGUGCAAAUUGAUUUUUAUGUCGUUCACGAUCCUUGUGACGCCGAGUUUCAUCUCGUCGUGCGUUUAUAUCUAUAGUAAACCGAAUGAAAAUGUUUGGACCGAAAACGAAGCAGCGGAAGAUAUGCUGGACGGUUAUCUAUCUAAAUUGCCCAUUUUGUUUGAUCUAAUUGUACCGCUGAUUGUAAUAUAUUACCAUAAAGUGUUCAGGAAAAAAUGUAGGGAGCUUUACUUGCACGGGUUUCGAAAUUCCGUCUCGGAUGGCCGUCAAAUUUCUAUCGAAAGACUGAAGCGAUCUAAAGUAAACGAGUGUCUGGCGGACGACGCGCCCGUACUAUUCCUGGAACAAUCUGGCGUCAUAAACGUGAGAGUUCCGAGCGAAGGCGGGUUCUUGAUAAAGGUGUGCGAUUUAAAUCAAGAAGAAAAUAAUAUUAAUGGGAAGAAAGCAGUGCGAUUCUCCAAACGAGUGAACACAGUUCCAAACGAAAGUGGCGUCUACAGCACAAAAGAACCAAAAGAUGAGGAAACAAGUCUAUAGAGAAGGCACUGAAAAACUUAUAAAAUCGAAUAAUUUAUAAUAAAAUAUUUUUAUCUGAAUAAUAUUAUCUCAAUGUCAGAUAAUUUAACGUUUUUUCAAUAGUGUAAAAACCAGAUGGAGAGGAGGGGUGUAUAAUAUUCGCUUUAAAAUGUUCGGUUAAACUUAAUGUUUUACAUAAUGUAAAAUACAUUACUAUAUUACCUCUGCGUUCGCUGUAGAUAAUUAAUUUAAUUAAUGUUUCUUAUAAAUGUAUUGUUCUAUUUACCAUAGUAAGACGUUUCUAAAGUAAUUGUUAUCUGUCAACGACCAUGCUUAAGGGUAAACAUUUUCAAUAAAAGAAAUCAGUACCUAUAAAUAAUAUCACUGUAGAAAGCAAUGGUUAUUAAUUACUCGUGCCGUCAACUAACUAAAAUAAUAACUAACAGUUAUUACAUUAACAUUCAUGUAAUCUAGAGUAGUAUGUUAUUUUUGAUACUCAUGGUCGUUUAAUGUAGUUAAGAGGAGGAUGUAACAAUACAUUUAGUGGUCAUAACCAAUACCCGGUCGAUGGAUGAGUAAUUGUUUUUAUGUACGCCACUGGUUUUAAGACAAAAGUAUACAAUUAAAUACUACAUUUACUAUUGAUUCUUUGCAUUUACCAUACUUGAAAUACAAAAUCAAAAUUUAACCACUAGAAAAA
This is a messenger RNA of Sipha flava (yellow sugarcane aphid), 2601 nucleotides long. RefSeq lists its product as uncharacterized. NCBI's taxonomy places the organism in Eukaryota, Metazoa, Arthropoda, Insecta, Hemiptera, Aphididae. The record is from RefSeq and is a predicted model, not a curated record. Bases 678 to 1922 code for a protein of 414 amino acids. The transcript has 5 exons.